CGAGACAGAAGCACAACUACCACCUAGUCUCGCUAUAAGUCUAUUUUAUUGUUGUUUUUGUUGUUUUUGUUUCUGUCUAAUACUUUAUGCUUUACAUCUGACUACCCGCUCUAACCAACUUCCAUCUCCCUGUCGCCGUCGAUCGCAUGAGCUUGUUGAAUUACACAUUUCCCGUAUCUUUUUUGCCUUCACAUUGAACCGUACUGCUCCCCAUUCACCGUUCAUAUUGCAGCUCCCCACAGCAAAAACGAUCGGUCCAUGUACCUGUUUUCAGGAUGAGCGAUUCAAAAUCGUUGUCCGAGUGUCUAAAAUCCCGCGUCAUAGAGCUUGGUAUCACACGCAGGGUCAAGGACGGCCGCAUGGUGACUGUGCUACUAGAGAAUAAGAGCGAGAGGCCGCGAUCCCGAGAAAGCAGUGGCAGCAAUGCUUCAUUGCGUUCGGCACCACCCACCGGUAUGACGCGCUUCGAAGCCGCUCGCGAGGCUGCUCGGGCCUGGAGCGGCCAUAAGGAGUUAUCGAGAAGGGGCUACUCUUCGCCAGCUUCACAGGACUCGGCGCGUUCCACCCGCAGCGCGCCGGCUUUGAUCCACCGGAAAGUUCUGUCGCCGUUGAAAUUUCACCGUAGGAACACUAGCCGCGGUGGACCAUCGAAAAAAUGGCUUGAAGACCAUGAGGAGACAAUGAGUAGCACAAUCAGCGAUUCUGAGCAGUCCUCUUCCGGCACUGAUCAAACAUUAUCGCGGUCUCGUCGCUCAAAACCCCGGAAGGAUCACAGCCGGAGACAGGCAUCACAUAGCCGGCAUCACGUUGAUCAUCAUGAGGAUCGAGGGGAGACCCAAGGUCCGAGUACUCUGGUGGACAAUGAAGCUUCCGGGCAUAUAUCCCGUCAAGGGACAGAAAAGGCAACCAAAACAUCCCAGGACCUUGGCCUUCCAGCUAGAGGUACCACCGGCAUAUACUCUAAUCCCGGACCGAAUACACCCCAUCCCACUUUUCCUGGCUUUACACACCAGCAAACACAUUAUCAUCAUCCUCUGGAGGCCUUUGCCGCCCAACAUACUAAUAUGGGACCGGGAGCCACUCAAGACUUUCUUGGAACUUCGGGCCAGGGGACCACGAAUGGAUACCACGUGUACUAUGUGCCUCGGAGCUACCCGUACCAAAUUCCGCUUUUCUCACCGUCGGCCGUCAUUCCCCAGUCUUUCGGCUCUAAUCAAAUGACAAAUCCACAAGUCCAGACGGUAACUGCCUCUCAAGCAGCUCAAGCAGCUGCUCUCACCGUCACGCCCAGUGGGAAUAAUGAGCCAGGAAGGUCUAAAGAUGGUACCACCGGGGGCCAAGCGCCUCAGUACCAGACACCGCGAGUUGUCGUUUACACGGCCGCCAGCUCUGGUGAUAGCACCGCAACACGUCUUGUUUCGCCGACAUAUAGCGUCGAUACCUCCCAACCCUCAGGUCUCGAGGAGGCUUCCACGGCAACCACUAACAGCACAAUGGCUGUAAGCACCGAAAAUAAUUUCAACGGUCAGCCGAACAGAAAUGGCGAACUUGAUAGGAUAUCGCUUGACUCGCAAGCCGUACCUCGACCGGAUAGCAUGCGAUCCGAGGCCAGUACAAAUUCCAAAGCCACCAGCCGCGCUCAUGGACGCCUCCUGGGACCUUUGAGCAAGCACUAUUUCUGCUUUGGUUGUGGCCGGGUCCGAUCCAAACGAUUCCACAGGCAAAACCCCCUCAAGGAUAACCGGGAUCCAGACACCAACUACUGCGCAAACUGCCGUCGCGAGCACGCAAAGAAGGCAGCAGUACAUGAUUCGGUCUCCUUGCUCUCAUCGGUGUACCCUGAAGUUGUGAUGCCGGAGUCGUCAAGCAUCGGAUCUACAAGCCACCUGAGCCACUCCAGCAAGUACCAAUCUCUCCGACAGAGCUCUGCCGGACUACUGCCAGAUACUCCAACAAGGAAACCAACCAGUCGCGAGGGCGGUAAACUCCUGUGUGACUCCCCGGCGCAGAACCGCCUGAUAUCAAGCCCUAGGAAGCCAACUUCAAGGCUCACUACCCCUCCAAGACGGGCUCUUCCUCGAUCUAGCUCUGCGAAGGCAAACAGCAAUCUCCGAAACGACCACAGCCAAGCCUAUCGACCGCCUAGCGUCGAGUCUGUUAUCGACUCUUCUCUCGAAUAUUCCAAUGAGGCGCCGAGGGUUGCGAAGCAUAGAUCGAAAGCUCGAGUUUUCUCUGCUAAGAAAGUUGGUGCAACUGAAACGGGAGCUGUUCCAGGCAUUUCCUGCCUUCAACACCCUAACGAGCCAAGGACUGCUCCUUUGAGCAAUGAUCCAAAGCAGGUUCGGUUCGACCAGCGACUCGAAGAGUGGUUCAACCAGUCCUCGCAAGCACAUGUAGACGGCAGCGAGGAGAGCCAAGAUUGGACGGUUCAACCCGACCAUGACAAGGUCGAGAACAACGAAGACGCCGUCGGUGGUGUAAGUUCCAGCAACAGCUCACCCACUGUCCUUGGGGAGAGUCAGAUCUCUGGUGUCAAAGUUCCAAAUGAAAACAUGUUAUUCAGAGAACCGGUUAAUGAGGAUGAGGGUGAAGAGGAGGAGGACGAGGUUGAUGAUGAUGAUGACCCAUUCGCCAUCCCAGCUCGCUCUCAUAAGCCCAAGCUCUUCCCCGUCACCAUACGCAUGGUCACAGAUGAGUCGGCCGUGUCUACCCGACAGGAGUCAGUCUCGCCGACACCCGUGCCACGCUUCCGAAGUAUAUCUGACAGGGGCAGUCCCGUAAGGAACUUUUCUGAGAAAUUGGUUGCCACUAAACACGCGCCCGUAGCUCUGCGACCUCAGUCCCCGCUUGCAUCUCGUCAAACCCGCGGAGAAGAGGCCUCCACUGUGGGCUCUCACUGUGAUCAAGAAUCAGACCAGGUCGAUGAGAACCACCCUGAGGUGAUUGUACCCGCGACCAGCAGAUCUCGACGCGCCGCGCCAGCUCCAGUCUCUACCUCAGUCUUCCAGUUCCGCACCAGCGGCCCGCACAACUACUCCCCCGUACACCCAACUCCGGCCUCGGCGCCCCUGACACGCAAGGCUUUCGACUUCUCAUCCCUGGCCGACGAUUACCGGGACGAGUCGGAUCCGUUUUACUCCCACUCUCUAUCUGAUUGGGAGCUAGAGCAGCGUUUUCAGGAGCUCCACCAAGCCAGCUCCUGGGCUGGCUGCGAUACACAAGAUGGCCUUGGUGUCUUUGCAGAGUAUGAAGAGGGCGGCUCUGAUAUGCUCGAUGAGGAGGGCACCGACUGUGACUAUGGCCCGCUACACCCUGAUGAUGGCUACUUUUCCAUGGAAUAA
Molecule: messenger RNA, 3341 nt
Organism: Pyricularia grisea
Lineage: Eukaryota; Fungi; Ascomycota; Sordariomycetes; Magnaporthales; Pyriculariaceae
Exons: 2
Coding region: 276-3341 (1021 amino acids)
Source: RefSeq, a predicted model, not a curated record